CUGGCAGUGCAUAUGUACACAUCAAUAAUCAUAAUCAUGGAGAAAAUCGCCGUCAUCCCGAGUGGGCAGAUGGCCGGAAGCUCGUCGGCAGCCCGUAUCGUCCGCACAGAAUUAACGGUGUCACUGAUCGAAUUGUGGCGGUGAUACUCGGCAGCGGACUAAGAAUGAAGAGUGAUUUCUUGUUUUUCCUGGGAUGUCUGUUCUGUGUUUCACACGCAGGCCGGCGACGGAAAGUGUGUCGAGGACUUCAAGACCCGGAUUAUGUGAAUUACUCCAACAUCCGCCGAUUUAAAGGCUGCACAAAAAUUAACGGAAAUAUUAUAAUCAAUGAUGCGACAUUCCACGGGGAUCCUUAUCUGAAUUUGAUGGGGCUACAUCCAGAUGCUUUGAAUGUGUUCAGGGACGUCCAGGACAUUACUGGUUUUCUAGUCGUACAAGGCAAUCAUCCCGACUUUACAAACCUAUCAUACUUCAAGAAUCUCAUUCGAAUACGUGGCAAGAAAACAUUAAUGAAAAAUUCAUUGACAAUUGCAUUUACAACAUUAAAAUACCUUGGUUUGACGUCAUUGAAAUCAAUACAAAGAGGAAAUGUAAUGAUUGCCAGCAACAGAGACUUGUGUUAUGUGGACAGUGUAGAAUUCCGAAGAUUUUUCAGGAGGUCAAGAAAGAAGCGACAAAAAGCCAUUGUCAAAAGGAACAAGUCUGUGCUAAACUGUGUUUCAGAGAAUGCUGUCUGCAGCUUACGGUGUUCAACGGACGGCUGCUGGGGGCCAGGGUAUCGAUUUUGUGUUAAAGUUGACAGCAGAUUUAGCAAUUUAAUAGACGACAUGUUACAGACACAGUUUUUACACACGUGACGAAAGAUGACGUGUAAUGCCGUGACGACCACAUGGCUUUACCGUGAAGUUUACGUCACAUCCGGUCUACCGCAUGAGAUUACUGGUCCACUGCCGUUUACAUUUGUUGUUGGUGUUAGUGUUAUAUUAAAUGUUUUGAAUUA
Ostrea edulis (European flat oyster) is the source of this 1000-nucleotide messenger RNA. RefSeq names its product epidermal growth factor receptor-like. The record is from RefSeq and is a predicted model, not a curated record. The transcript has 6 exons. NCBI's taxonomy places the organism in Eukaryota, Metazoa, Mollusca, Bivalvia, Ostreida, Ostreidae. The coding region runs from base 165 to 857 and encodes 230 amino acids.